This is a messenger RNA of Acanthopagrus latus (yellowfin seabream), 2392 nucleotides long. RefSeq lists its product as uncharacterized. Lineage: Eukaryota; Metazoa; Chordata; Actinopteri; Spariformes; Sparidae. The record is from RefSeq and is a predicted model, not a curated record. The transcript has 5 exons. Bases 122 to 931 code for a protein of 269 amino acids.
GGAUGGGCACAUUUUAUGAAACGAAACUAAAGCAGGAAAAGUUUUCAUAGCACAUCACAGUGGCAGAGAGAAACUUAUCUACAGAGCAAAGAGGGAGACCACACGGCAAGACAGGCCAGACAUGAGAAACUACAGUUACCACGGCAACUGGGCCAAGAUGACGACUUGCACACCGAAGGGUAAGAGGGUUGAAGAGAAUUACGACGCGUGGGGCUAUGGUGGAUAUCAAGACGGUCAUGAGGACCUGUGUCUGGAUGACUACAACUCUGACUACACUGACUACAAGUCAGACAGACGUCUUCGAUAUUGCCACUGCGGCUGGUCCAACAUGACGACUUACCAUGGCCUGAGAGUUCACCAGGGGAAACGGGGAUGCACUCCCAAGGGUGUGGAGGUUAAAGAGCAUGACCAGCAUUAUUAUGGGAGGGGGAAUGGUGGAUAUCAAUACAAUCAGAAGGACCAGUAUCUGGACGACUACAGCUUUGACUACAGUGACUAUCCAGACAGACGCCGUCGGGUGUGCCACUGCGGCUGGACCAAAGUGACGACUUACCAUGGCCUGAGAACCCACCAGGGGAAGAUGGGAUGCACGCCAAUGGGAAGACGGAUCCCAGAGAGCGAGCAGGCCUACUGGAAGACUCAGUGGGAAAUGAGGCAAAGAACUAAUCAGCCGGCUGUGUGGGUUGAAGAGCGUGACCAGCAUUACAAUAACAAUUCAGACAGACGCCCUCGCGUUUGCCACUGCGGCUGGUCCAAAGUGACGACUUACCAAGUCCUGAGAACGCACCAAGGGAUUAUGCGAUGCACUCCGAGGGGAAUUAGGAUCCGAGAGAGCGAGCAGGACUACUGGAAGACUCAGUGGGAAAUGGAGCAAGGGUAUUAUCAGCCGGCUAAGAGUAUGAGGUCUGGCUUUUACAUGAGGGAGAUUUAGGGCAACCAGUCAAGUUUAGUUAGUCAGGCUCUGUCUCCAAGAGUUUGCAGCUGGAUGCAAGGCGGUGAAAAGCAAGCUAGAGUCUGAGGACCACAGAUCCAGGCAUGGGGUAUAGGGGUGGGGGAGGUGUGUUAGGCACUGGGGGUCAAGGGCAUGGAAGGGUGGAGGGAUUUAUAGAUCAAAAAGAGGAUUUGUAGUUGAUGCAGUAUCUAAUGGGGAGCCAGUGGAGUUCAACGAGGGCAAAGGUGGUGAGCUGUUGUAGGCGAAAACCCUUGCAGCUGAGUUUUGCACAUACAGGAGCCUGUCCAGGACCCUACAGGGGAUCCCGAACAGGACACCAUAGCAGCAGUCGAGAUGGGCGGUAUUGAUGAAAUGGCCAUGAGUUUCUGUCUUGGCUGGAGUCUUGAGAUGUUUUUUAGAUGGUAAAAUUUGACUAGAUUUGGUGAUGAUUUGAUGUUGGUAGAGUCCAGGGUGACACCGAGGUUUCGGACCUCGAGGGAGGCAGAGAUGGAGCGAGGAGGAGAUUUACAGUCUUUCGGAGAAGCGCCUCGGGCACCAGAGCCAUGAGCUCAGCCUGAAACAGCUGAGUUUGAGAAAAUUGAAUGACAUCCAGGUCUUAACCAGGGCUGUAGGGAUGAGAUGGUGAUGACAAUUUUAGAAGAAGGAUCAAUUAAUUUUCAUUGUUUCAAUUUAUUUUGCUUUUUUCUUGAAUAAUCAUUGAGACUAUCUUUACUUUAUUUGUUUACUAUGGUAUUGUAUUAUUAUUGGUGGUUGUUAUUAAUAUUAUUAUCAUAAUUAGUAUAGUUAUUGAUACUACCUAGUUCACUAGUCGCCACCACAAUAUUUCAGUAGUACCCCUUUUUAUCUAAAACUCAUUCUGCCCCCACUUCCACUGCAUAAAUCACGAUUUGGAUAAUAGUUAACAAGCAUAUUUAAAAAUAAAUCUAUUAUCUUGUAUCUAUUUCUUAAUUCAUUUGAAUUAUUCCUUAUUUCACUCAUAGUGGUGGCGAUGAUACAAUAACAGUAAUUGAUCAUUUUUUUCUUUUCAUUGGAACCAUUGUUUGUUGUGCAAUUGUUGCUUCUAUUCUAAUUUAAUUUCCUCUUUAUUUUUUAAUUUUAUCUCUCCUUCAGUUUGAUUUAUGAUCCUUUUGCCAUUGUCAUUAUACUGUUAUUGCUAUUGUUGCUUUUAUGCUUUAUUGGUAUAAUAUUGAUAACAUUUGUUUCACUGCUGCAAGCAUUAUUAUUACCCCCUUAUAUUCAUGCAUUAGUUAACGUACAUAUUUAGUCAUAAAAAAGAAAAAUCUUAUGUAUUUUUGUAUUUAUCUUUCUAUUCAUUACUUAUUAUGUCUCUCUUCUUUACAUUAUCACAUUUGUUCAUUUCUUAUAUAAAAAUAUAUAUUGUUUCUUUCUAUCUCAAAAAAAUGUCAAUACUCAAAUAAAAUUUGACAGUGGCACUACUCA